This is a messenger RNA of Penicillium nucicola, 1908 nucleotides long. Its product is annotated as FAD-dependent oxidoreductase. Gene Ontology annotation, molecular function: FAD binding; oxidoreductase activity. Lineage: Eukaryota; Fungi; Ascomycota; Eurotiomycetes; Eurotiales; Aspergillaceae. The transcript is spliced from 4 exons. The coding region runs from base 1 to 1908 and encodes 635 amino acids. The record is from RefSeq and is a predicted model, not a curated record.
AUGGCCCCCGGUCAUUUUUGCAUGGGCAUUUUGCUCAACGCUCUCUUGCUGGCUACCCCUGGAGAGGCUGGCGCUUCUCAGAAAGUUUCCUUGGCUUCCACUUCUGGCGAGUCUCUCUUUGACAGCGAGAAGAUUCAAUUAACCGAUCGGGUCGUUGCAAAUCUCAGCCAGAACCGGUCCGCGCUGGUUGGAUUUGGUGGUAAUGGCACAAAUCAACUCACCUUGUCAUCGGGAGAAUGCAAGGUCUUCCCUGGCGAUCGACAGUGGCCAUCACGGUCUGCGUGGUCAGCACUGGACAACCUGCUGGGCGGUGCACUCAUCAAAACAGUGCCUUUAGCAGCUUCUUGCUACUCAUCGUGGCCCGAGUAUGACCAAAAUGAAUGUGAGACUAUUAGCUCGCAGUGGACGGACUCUAACAUUCAUGCUGCGGACCCAGCUUCGGUCAUGUGGCCUCUGUUUGAAGGCAGAUCUUGUCUACCCACGACAAAUGCCUCAGCUCCAUGCACUAUUGGCGGAUACAGCAGCUAUGCAGUGAAUGUGAGCAAUGUGGCUCAGAUCCAACUUGCUGUAAACUUUGCGCGCAACACCGGUAUCCGGCUCGUAGUGAAGAACACUGGUCAUGACUUCAAUGGCAAGUCGACCGGUGCUGGUUCGCUGGGUAUAUGGACUCAUAACCUCAAGGAUAUCGAGUAUGACGCGAACUACCAGAGUUCUGGCUACCAAGGACCGGCUGUCAAAAUUGGCGCUGGUGUUCAGGCCUUCGAGUUGUAUGAAAAGAGCAAGGAGCUGGGAUUUACUGCGGUUGGUGGUGAAGGAAGGACUGUCGGUGUUGCUGGUGGCUAUGUUCUUGGUGGUGGCCAUUCACCUCUAUCUAGCAAGUAUGGAUUGGCUGCCGACCAGGUACUGGCAAUGGAAGUCGUGCUAGCUAAUGGUCGAUUCAUCACUGUGACCGAGAAGAGUGAUUCCGAUCUAUUUUGGGCUUUGCGUGGUGGUGGCGGUGGAACAUUUGGUAUUGUCACCUCGCUCAUCUCUCGCGUUUACCCAAAGACCGGCGUCACUGUGUCGACAUUCAACUUUUCUACUGGACAGAAUGUUUCUGCAGAUACAUUCUGGGCUGGUGUACGAUCAUACGUUGACCGGUUCCCUGCUCAUGCCGACGCCGGUACCUACGCAUACUUCUGGGUACUGGCAACUGGGCCAGACUCGUUUUCUUUCUUGAUGAACCCCUUCUUCGCCGUCAACCAUACAAUUGAUCAAUUUAACGCUCUCGUCAAGCCAUGGUACGAUGAGCUGCAUGAGCUGGGCAUCUCAUUCCUCCCCAACUCUACCUACUACGACAACUUCCAUGACGGCUGGAUGGCUGGGUUCCCUCUAGAGACCGUCGCCUCCUCAGAAAUGAUGACUGGCUCUCGUCUUUUCCCCCGUGCAAACUGGGAGGAUCCCACGACUCUUAACUCGACCUUUGAUGCUUUGCGCGCCACAGUCACUGCAGGCUUCCCCCUGCUUGCAUUCAACAUGAAGGCUGAGCUAUUGAGCGGUAAUCCGCCAAAUGCAGCCAACCCAGCUUUCCGCGAGACUUUAAUGCACGCCAUCACGUCUACCAGCUGGACGAACACUACUUCAAAUGCUGCCAUCAAGUCCAAGAUGGAUUAUUUCACCAAUGAUGUUCUAGGCAAGUGGCGCUCGACCUGUCCCGACGCCGGUGCAUACAUGUCCGAAUCGGAUAUCCAAGAGCCGAACUUCCAACAGGCAUUCUACGGUACCAACUAUGGGCGCUUGUAUGAGCUUAAGCAGCGUUACGAUCCUACCUUUUUGUUCUACGCACCUACUGGUGUUGGAAGCGAGAACUGGGUUGUGAAGAGUUCAGAUGGCCUUCCCGAUCAAAAUGGUCGGCUGUGCCGCGUUUAA